Messenger RNA from Wyeomyia smithii (pitcher-plant mosquito), 2227 nucleotides. It is a transcript of the gene Mlh1, whose product is annotated as DNA mismatch repair protein Mlh1. Gene Ontology annotation, biological process: mismatch repair. Gene Ontology annotation, cellular component: MutLalpha complex. NCBI's taxonomy places the organism in Eukaryota, Metazoa, Arthropoda, Insecta, Diptera, Culicidae. The transcript has 2 exons. Gene Ontology annotation, molecular function: ATP binding; ATP hydrolysis activity; ATP-dependent DNA damage sensor activity. The coding region runs from base 242 to 2194 and encodes 650 amino acids. The record is from RefSeq and is a predicted model, not a curated record.
GUUCAUAACACCGUCUGUAGUUUUAACAUCCCUGCUCAGCAGCCUGAUGGUCAAUUCGAUCAAAUCUAAUCAAAAUAUAGUGAAAAAUAAAAAUUUUUCUAUUGGGAUUUUAUUUUGCUUUCACAAAUCUGGCGGUUACGGUUUAAUGCCGGGUAGUAAUAGUAGAUAACUAACAACUUUGCCUUUUGCUUUAAAUUAUCAACUAUAAAUAAUAACUUUGCUAUUAAACUAAACUCAUGAAAUGGAACCGGGUACGAUUCGCAGGUUAGACGAAGCUGUCGUCAACCGAAUAGCUGCAGGUGAGAUCAUACAACGGCCCGCCAAUGCACUGAAGGAAAUGAUAGAAAACAGCUUGGAUGCAAAAUCAACCAGCAUUCAAGUGGUGGUGAAAUCUGGUGGUUUGAGAUCAUUGCAGAUUCAAGAUAAUGGAACAGGUAUACGUCGGGAAGAUCUGGAAAUCGUCUGCGAGCGAUUUACCACAUCUAAACUACAGAAAUUUGAAGAUUUGUCAACUAUUGAGACCUACGGCUUCCGAGGUGAAGCACUAGCCAGCAUAAGUCAUGUGGCCCAACUAACUAUAACAACCAAAACACGGCAUGAAAAAUGUGGCUAUAAAGCAUCCUACGAAGAUGGAAAGUUAAAAGGACAAAUUAAACCGUGUGCUGGUAACCAGGGUACACAAAUUCUCGCUGAAGAUUUGUUCUAUAAUGUUCCUUUGCGAAAACAAGCGCUUAAAGCGCCUAAUGAAGAAUUUCAAAAGAUAUCGGAUGUGGUGAGUAAAUAUGCCAUUCACAAUCCACAAACGGGAUUCUUGUUGAAAAAAAUCGGUGAAAAUGCAACCGUUCGUACUCAGGCAAAAUCUACUGUCGAGAACAAUAUUAAACUUAUUUAUGGACAAUCAAUAGGUAAAGCAUUGCUGAAAAUCGACAUUGAUGAUGACAUUCUACAAUUAAAAGUUGAAGGUUUUGUAACUAAUGUCAACUUCACGCUUAAAAAAGGCAUAUUUAUAUUUUUCAUAAAUCACCGGCUAGUAGAGUCGGUUAAUUUGAAGAAAGCGAUUGAUCAGAUUUACUCUCUGUAUCUGCCAAAAGGAAUGUCACCGUUCAUAUAUCUUUCUAUCGAGUUACAUCCUAACAAUGUGGACGUGAAUGUACAUCCAACAAAGCACGAAGUUCACUUUUUGCAUGAGGAUGAAAUUAUGGCGAAAAUCACUGAAACCGUGGAGCGUGUUUUGCUCGGAGGUAAUGUUUCGAGGACGUUCUACACUCAAGCGCUUUUACCCGGCGCUUCGAAUCCUGAUUCAUCGAAACUGAAUGAAUCCAGCGAUGCGGGAGACAAGGCUAGAUUGGAUUACAAAUUUGUUCGCACCAGCCAUAGCGAUCAAAAAUUGGAUAAAUUUUUCGGAAAUGUUUCUCGAAAUGGAAGCAUGAGCGAAAAUAAAUAUUCACAGAAUCUGAAAUGUCAAAGGGAUACAAAAUUGACCAGUGUGCUUGAAUUACGCAAAGCUGUUGAAGACGACUGCGAUCGGGAUCUGCGAAAAAUUUUCUGCGAACUCACUUUUGUCGGUGUUGUAGAUCGUACUCGGGCACUGAUUCAGUACGAUACGAAAAUGUUUCUUACUUCUACUAAAGUUCUCUGGGAGGAGCUGUGCUACCAGAUACUGCUGUUCAAUUUCGGCAAUCUGAGUGGGUUGAAGUUUUCCAAUCCGUUGCCCUUGCAUGACUUAGCUAAUCUUGCUCUGCAGGAUCCAGAGAGUGGAUGGACUGAAGAGGACGGUCCGAAACCUGAAUUGGUGGAACGUAUCGUUGAAAUACUUGUAGAAAAAGGAUCAAUGCUGCAAGAAUAUUUCAAUCUUCGUAUUAACAGCGACGGAAAGCUGGAAUCCAUACCGAGCCUGGUGAAUGAAUAUACUCCGUCGAUGGCAUAUCUACCGAUGUAUAUUCUACGUUUGGCAACGGAAGUUGAGUGGGAUGAAGAACAGGAAUGUUUUCGAACAUUUUGUAGAGAAACUGCCAAAUUCUACGCAACAAUCGCACUGAGUAAAGAAGAUUCCGAAUAUAAAUGGGAAGUAGAGCAUGCAAUUUAUCCAACUAUCAAGCAAUACUUUCUACCUCCCACAGCAUUUGCUAAAAACGGUUCACUUCUUCAAAUAGCUAAUCUUCCAGAUCUGUAUCGUGUUUUUGAAAGAUGUUGAUGAAGUUAAAUAGAAUAUAUUACAAUGUUAAAA